Messenger RNA from Strongyloides ratti, 1812 nucleotides. RefSeq names its product LD35640p. The record is from RefSeq and is a predicted model, not a curated record. Gene Ontology annotation, cellular component: cytoplasm; nucleus. Gene Ontology annotation, molecular function: mRNA binding. Gene Ontology annotation, biological process: regulation of DNA-templated transcription. The transcript is spliced from 5 exons. Lineage: Eukaryota; Metazoa; Nematoda; Chromadorea; Rhabditida; Strongyloididae. The coding region runs from base 1 to 1812 and encodes 603 amino acids.
AUGUCUUCUGAUUCAACCAAUCAAGAAAUAUAUAACGAUUCUUUAAUACAGUCUAAAGAGCAAACCGCAAUAUCAACCCCAAGCGGAAUCAAAAGAGCAUUUAAGGAGGAAGACGGCAAUUCUUCAUCAUCACCUGUCUCCAAGAGGGCGAAUACAGACAUUAUCACUGACAAUAUGAAUUCUGUUCAAAUUCAAAGACCAUCUGGAGGUUUUGGUAAUGCUCCUGGGAUCAUUCCGUUAAAUCCAAGCAUGGAAAAUAUUGGGCCAGGAGAAGAUGGAUCUGUUGAAUUGAUGGAAGUUCCUGACCAUACAGUUGGGUUAGUUAUUGGAAGAGGUGGAGAACAGAUCCAAAAUAUUCAAGCAACUUGUGGAUGCCGUGUACAAAUGGCAACAACAGCAAAUGCUCGUAAUUGUAGAGAAGUUACUUUAACCGGGAAUAAAGACGCUAUUCUUAAAGCUAAAAAUAUGAUUAAUGAAAUUGUAAACACUGUGAAGCAAGGAAGUCCAACUUCGACACAACCUCGAGUAAUUCAUGCAGAAAUGUCAAUUCCAGGAAGGAAAUGUGGGCUUAUUAUAGGUAAAAAUGGUGAUACCAUAAAAAAUUUGCAACAACAAACAGGUGCAAAAAUGAUGUUAAUUCAAGAAACACAUACAACUAGUGAUCUACCUAAAAUUUUAAAAAUUAAUGGUGCUUAUGAACAAGUUGAAGCUGCAAAAAAAGCAGUUCUUGAUAUAUUGAAUGCACAUGAAGUUAACAACGGUGGUAGCAAUAACACACCAACAAGUCAAGUUACUCGUCCUCAAAGUCAACGAUUUACUAACCCAAGUGAGGGUGGUUCUUAUGUUGGUGAGGUUAUUGUUCCUAAAACUGCUGUUGGUAUGAUUAUUGGAAAAAAUGGAGAAACGAUAAAAAGAUUAGCAUUUGAUACAGGUGCUAAAGUUCAAUUUAAACCUGAUUCAAAUCCUGAAGGUACAGAUCGUACAGCAGUCAUACAAGGUACUGCAGAACAGAUAUCUAUUGCUACAAGACUAAUAUCUGAAAUUGUAAAUAAAUGUGGUGGAAAUGGACAAAAUCAAGAAACUGUAUAUAUGCCAGUACCAUCUAACAAGACUGGACUUGUUAUUGGUAAAAGUGGUGAAACUAUCAAGUCUCUUAUUGCUGAAUCAUCUGCACAUAUUGAACUAGCUCGUGAUUAUCCUUGUGAUGCGAAUGAAAAAGUUUUUUCUAUUAAAGGAACACCGUACGCAAUUAGUCUUGCUCAGCAUCUUAUUCGUAUAAAAAUUGGUGAAGUUUCUGUUGGUACACCAAUGCCUAGUUAUAAUCCACAAAUGCAAGGGCAUGUGUAUCCAGGAUAUCAAAAUCCCAGUUAUCUACCAAACCAACAAUGUUUUUCAGGAAACAAUCAACCAACUCAAUGGAAUAAUCAAGAAGCAUUUUAUCAGUUGGGAGGCAAUUUUACUGGCUCAGCUCCAUAUGGAAGUGGAAUGGGUUACAACUCACAACAAAGUGGACAGAUGCAGAAUGGACAAGCUCCUACAACUCCAGUUGGUGCUGUUGGAAGUGUUCCACAAAGUCAAGGAAAUCAACCAGAUUACUCAGCAGAUUGGGCUCGAUAUUAUAGAAGUGUUGGAAUGAUAGAACAUGCAGAAGCUAUUGAAAAAUUGUUAAAAAAGAAUACUAAUGGGGCUGGAACAGGACCAGUUAAUGGUAAUCCAGCUACAUAUCAAAGUAAUUUUGAUGGAAAUAGAGGAAUGAAUGGACAACAUGGUUCUGGGACACAGUCAUCUGGUCCAUACAAAUAUCCUCAGUAA